UUUGAUUUCGGAUCAAACCAAAGAACUCGUCUUCGCCGGAAGUUGUGUUGUUUACAUUUUCCAAGAUGGCGGCGGGAAUGUAUUUGGAACACUAUUUGGACAGCAUAGAGAACCUGCCAUUUGAACUGCAGAGGAACUUCAAUUUGAUGAGGGACUUGGAUCAACGUACAGAGGAUCUAAAGGGGCAGAUAGACUCCCUGGCAAAGGAUUACACAUCCAAUGCUAGGACCCUCUCGUCUGAACAGAAGCUUACUAUUCUGAGGCAGAUCCAACAAUCGUACAGCAAAAGCAAGGAGUUUGGGGAUGACAAAGUGCAACUGGCUAUGCAGACUUAUGAGAUGGUGGACAAGCACAUCCGGAGACUGGACACAGACCUGGCCCGCUUUGAGGCCGACCUGAAGGAGAAGCAGAUAGAGAGCACAGACUAUGAUUCCACCUCCAGUAAGGGAAAGAAAAGUGAGUCCAGGGGGCUGAAAGAGAAGAAGGUGGCUAAAACUCGGUCUAAAGUGAAGAGCUCCGAUGAAGAUGGCAGUCCGAAGAGUGCACAGAAGAAAGUCAAACUUCUCCAGCCGGGGGAGUUCACUGCCCCAGCUGCUAACUUUGGGAACGUGCAUCCCUCUGACGUGCUGGACAUGCCAGUGGACCCCAAUGAGCCCACCUACUGCCUGUGUCACCAGGUGUCCUAUGGAGAGAUGAUUGGCUGUGACAACACAGAUUGUUCCAUCGAGUGGUUCCACUUUGCCUGCGUGGGCCUGACGACGAAACCAAGAGGGAAAUGCAAGCCACGGCCACGUGACUCACUGUCUGUAGGAGCGAUCCAUUUUUAUGAACAGGGUGGUGUACCUAAUAAACUGGCCGGUAUUGUCCACGCUGCUCUCAAGACAGAAAGAGAAAGUAAGCCCCUAAGUUAGAGGGGCCAACCGAUUGUAGAGUCAGGAUUACUACGUUAGUUGUGAAGAGAAAGUAACAUGACAUUUUCUGUCCCCAGGAUAGUAUUACAUUGUUUGUCGGUCUUCUAGCAUAGAACAAUUGGUGCUUUCUUUUUUUGUUUACUUGAUUUAAUGCAGUGUGAAGGAGAUACGUGGUUACAGAUGUAUUUAAAUAUGUUUCAAAGGUUAUGAGAGUUGAUAGUUAUGAGAGUUGCUUUGUGUUUUUUUUAUCUAUGUUUCUAUUUUUUUGUAACUGAACAAUAAACGCUAAAAUUUGACAGUUAGUGUCCAUAA
Salvelinus fontinalis (brook trout) is the source of this 1223-nucleotide messenger RNA. RefSeq names its product inhibitor of growth protein 4-like. Bases 66 to 911 code for a protein of 281 amino acids. The record is from RefSeq and is a predicted model, not a curated record. Gene Ontology annotation, biological process: regulation of DNA-templated transcription; positive regulation of apoptotic process. Lineage: Eukaryota; Metazoa; Chordata; Actinopteri; Salmoniformes; Salmonidae. The transcript is spliced from 9 exons. Gene Ontology annotation, cellular component: nucleus.